AUGAAGUUCCAACUCGCAUGCAUUCUCUCCCUCAUGGCGUGCUCGGCCGCCGCCUUGCCAGCCAGCACGAAGCCUGGCACCAUCGUCCAAGACACGCAGGGCGUGGAGCUCGGCGACGGCGAGGUCUGCAAGGCGACGUCGACCGAGGGCGUCCUGGCGUGCAACGACGCCAGCGGCGCCAGCUUCAACAUCGUCAACGGCGAGCGUCAAAACCUGAGGAGGAGAGAGGCGGGACAGGACGACCACGAGCCAAACGAUGACGGCGAGGGGAUCGAGGCUCGCUCGCCUCAGGACAGGCAGAAGCCGAAGGACAAGAAGAACAAGAGCAAGGCCAAGCAGGCGACAGGAGGACAGAACCUGCCGCUGCGGCCUGGCGAGAGCUGCACGCCCAUCAACAACCAGCCGGGCGUCUUUGGCUGCCAAGACGGCCAGGGUGGCACCUUCAACAUCGUCAACGGCGUGCGACAGAAGAGGUCUGUGGCGGCCCGCUCGCCCAAGAUCCUCACCGACUCCAAGGGCAACAAGUUUGACGACAGCAUUUUUGUCGUCAAUGGGGAGCUGAUUGCCUGUCCUCCCAAUCAACAAUGCUAA
This is a messenger RNA of Pyricularia oryzae 70-15, 591 nucleotides long. RefSeq lists its product as uncharacterized. The transcript has a single exon. Bases 1 to 591 code for a protein of 196 amino acids. Lineage: Eukaryota; Fungi; Ascomycota; Sordariomycetes; Magnaporthales; Pyriculariaceae. The record is from RefSeq and is a predicted model, not a curated record.